AUGAGCCCCUUCCUUCGUAUUCCGUUGCGACUACGAACUCCAGCCUCAAUUCCUCUCGGUCGCAACUCGAGCAACGUCUUCGGCCAGCAAGCAUACGUUCACGACACUGCCCAGAAAUUUUCAAGUGCAAAUGAGCAUAACCUAGAAGAGGAAUGUGACCGCGGCAACACUCCCAACCACCCGAUUCCUUCCAACAAGGCCCACCCCACUCUUCGAGACGGCAGGCAAUCCAAUCUGGCCGAUAUAAGCGGCGUAAAACAUGAGGAUUUACCAGAAGACGUACGGAAGCACAACGAAGAAAUUGAGCACCGAUAUGAUCGGUGCUACAACCAUAUUGGAGAUGAGGGGAAAAUCGAGAAAGUUUUCGAGGAGAAAUGA
Penicillium manginii is the source of this 378-nucleotide messenger RNA. RefSeq lists its product as uncharacterized. The transcript has a single exon. Bases 1 to 378 code for a protein of 125 amino acids. NCBI's taxonomy places the organism in Eukaryota, Fungi, Ascomycota, Eurotiomycetes, Eurotiales, Aspergillaceae. The record is from RefSeq and is a predicted model, not a curated record.